This is a messenger RNA of Vicia faba (fava bean), 930 nucleotides long. The record is from the annotation of a GenBank genome assembly. NCBI's taxonomy places the organism in Eukaryota, Viridiplantae, Streptophyta, Magnoliopsida, Fabales, Fabaceae.
AUGGCCUCCCUCAAAAACCUUCUCUCACAACGCCGUUUCCACCAACUCAUAAACCCCAAAACCCUAAAUCCCCUCCAUUACAAUUUCACACUCAGACCCAUCGCAACCUCACCCCAAACCCAGCAAAUCAAAAAACCCCUCAGCACUUUCUUCUCCGAAGUAAUGUCAGGUAAAACCACAACAAUAGAAGAAAACAAUCACGGCGACGUCGAAAUGGAGAAAAAACUGAAGCAAUUAACAGAAGAAGUUAGAAUCUUGAAGGAGAAAAAAACAAAAGGGGUUCCGAUUUUUACAAAAGAGGUUCCAAAGAAAGUUGAUAAGAGGAGUUUGUUUUCUGUGUUUACCAAUCAGCCUCCUCCUGAUGGUGUAAUAAGUGCGAAAAAGCAGAAGCCGAGGGAGCCUUUUGUUGUUAAGGAGCUUUCAAUUGAUAUGGUGGUGUUUUUGAAGUAUCUGUAUGGAAAUGGGUAUUUUAAGGAUGCGAAAUUUGAUAACGUUCAUGAAAGAUUUGAUCUUGGUUGGUUUGAGAAUCCUUAUGCUUUCGGGUAUGCGAAGUUUGCAGCACAGAAAUUUGCAAGUGAUAAUCUUGAAAUUGCCAAAUGGCUAUCAGGAAGUGCAAUAAAGCAAGUGGCGGUGUUUGGCUGCCCCUCCACUGGCAAGAGUUGUGUCUUCCCUGCGAAAAGACUGCGGAAAUUUUUUGAGGUUCCAGAAAAUACAGUUUGUGGUAAAUGCAUGCUGCGAAAAUCAUGCAAGUUUGCGAAUCAAAACGUGUGGAAGUGUGAUGCCAAUAAAUUGGACAUGGAGUUAGUUAUGAAGGUUGUGAUUUCAUAUGCUUUACACUUGGUGCAUCCUCACCUAGUAGUGUCUGAUGAAGUGAACAAGUCAGUAAAUCAUUUACUGAACGAGUUUGUGAAACUGAGUAAAAUCACCUGA